Syngnathus typhle (broad-nosed pipefish) is the source of this 1880-nucleotide messenger RNA. RefSeq names its product solute carrier family 25 member 32-like. The coding region runs from base 422 to 1390 and encodes 322 amino acids. The transcript has 7 exons. Gene Ontology annotation, cellular component: mitochondrial membrane; mitochondrion. NCBI's taxonomy places the organism in Eukaryota, Metazoa, Chordata, Actinopteri, Syngnathiformes, Syngnathidae. The record is from RefSeq and is a predicted model, not a curated record. Gene Ontology annotation, molecular function: folic acid transmembrane transporter activity; FAD transmembrane transporter activity. Gene Ontology annotation, biological process: mitochondrial transport; nucleotide transport; folate import into mitochondrion.
GUGCACUCAAAUUCAUAGCAAAAUUGUGUUUUUCCAAAUCAAUCGUUUGUUUGUUUAAAGAUCAACUAAGUGAAUUAAUGUAACCUUUCUUGAAUAUACAGUACAGUAGUUGUAAUGAUUUUGUAUAAAAUGUUUUAAGUUGAAAUUCAGAAUCGGAUGCACUGCAAUUAUACACUUCGCUCAUUUGGACUUCCUUGCAAGCUGCUUGACAUUUGCUUGGGUAAUGUCACUUUCAAUCGUAUUUGACGCCACGUGCUAAAAACGUGGAUCACGAGCAACCAUGUGGGUCCACAAUGAGACAUGUCAAAGAAGUUAGAUCGCUGCAACAUCGUGACGACUUUACCGUAGACUCAUUGAAGACUUGUGAGCACGUUUUGUAAACACACCUAGCUUUUGCAAGCUACAGCUAAAGUUGGUAAACAUGAGCACCGGCCAAGAUCACGGUACUGUCAGCGUUAGUGAUGGCAAACCGGGCUCUGCCGUAUCAUUCGCCGAACACGUCCAGCGGGUUUUCAAACAUGUAAAGGUAGAAAACCUGGUGGCAGGAUUAAGCGGGGGAGUUGUUUCAACGCUGGUGCUUCAUCCUCUCGACCUGGUCAAAAUCAGGUUUGCAGUGAGUGAUGGCUUGGAAUUAAGACCCAAGUAUAAUGGCAUACUGCAUUGCAUGAAGAGUGUGUGGCACCAGGAAGGACUGAGGGGACUUUAUCAAGGAGUGACCCCCAACGUGUGGGGUGCUGGAGCCUCUUGGGGUCUCUAUUUUUUCUUAUACAAUGCAAUCAAAGCUUACGUAAAGGAAGGUCGCCAGACUGAACUGAGUGCUUCGGAGCACCUCGUGUCUGCAGCUGAAGCAGGCAUUUUAACACUCACCAUAACAAACCCCAUUUGGGUAACCAAGACCAGGCUUGUAUUGCAGUAUAGUUCUGACCCAAACACUAAACAGUACAGGGGGAUGCUGGAUGCCUUGUUCAAGAUCUACCGCGUGGAGGGGGUGUCAGGCCUCUACAAGGGUUACAUUCCUGGUCUCUUUGGAACAUCUCAUGGUGCGCUGCAGUUCAUGGCCUACGAAGAGCUGAAGAGAGACUACAAUAAAUACAAGAAAUUUCCUUCAGAUGCAAAGCUGAAUCCUUUGGAAUACAUCACAAUGGCGGCACUGUCUAAAAUAUUUGCGGUGGCUACGACAUACCCAUAUCAAGUGGUGCGAGCUCGACUGCAAGACCAGCACAAUAGAUACGACGGCGUUAUCGAUGUCAUUAGGAGGACUUGGAGGAAUGAAGGCGCCACUGGGUUCUACAAAGGGAUCGUCCCCAACCUGAUUCGUGUCACUCCAGCAUGCUGCAUUACAUUUGUAGUAUAUGAAAAUGUCUCCCGCUUCCUGCUUGGCACAAGUUAGCAAGAUCCAUCAGUAAAAAGAAAAAAAAAAAAGACACACAAUGAGGUUAUAAACACAGUAAGACUGAACGGCCAGUCAGACUAUCGGUACCUGGCACAUGAACCUCAGUGCAUGUACUGAGUGUUAACACUGAAAAGGAAGGCUUCAAGUUGUAUUGUUGAUCCUCUCAGUGCGGUUGAGUGAUUACUGGCCAGUGCUGCAAGUUUGUGCUACACCCUUGAAGAUGUACUGUCAUAGCAAUGCAAGGAGGUUAUUUUUACACAGAGGAAUAAAUGUCUCCAAAUGACUUAAAUAAAUUAAAAGUGGCAGCUGAUCAAUGAAAGUCCUCAAGCCAAACAAUGGAACAUUAAAAUGUGAAUUUUCCCUAAUUCACUUGAGGUAAAAAAAAAAAAAAAAGCUGCUUGUUAUAACAUUAAUAUAUUUAUUUAGAUAUCUGGUGUAUCAUGUCUGUUUUUUUUUUCUUUUGCUAUAAACAGAAACUGCACACUCA